CUUUCCCCCUUCUCUCUCUAGCUCUUACCUCUCUAUACAUGUAUGGGUAUUCAAUAUCCAUCAACAUUAUUGACACAGUUUCAGUCAAUUAAUCAUACAACUUGGAGAUAUGCCGGACAGUAAUGGUCAGAUGCUCCACAAUGUGCCAACUCUAUGAAGUUACACACACAUCAACUCGAUUCGGCCAAUAAACUAAGAUGUUUAGAGAGCUGACGGAUAGAGCAUAGCCUUCAAACAAGGCCAGGUUCCUUCUCCUCUGAGCACUCUUUAUCUCAAUACAACUAACCUGAAUACAACACUGGUUCGGGGGCUCCUGAGUAAGUAAUCUUUUGGAGGAGAAAGACAUAUUUCUUAAAAAUCCACAUGCUUCAAAAAAUGUGAAAGUCUGUCAUCUACCUGUGAUUCCGUUAAAGCAUUUUGGGGACAGUAAAGGGGCAACAGGGCUAAAGGCCAGGUUCUUUGAUUUCGAUUAAUCUACCCAUUAAAGUAUCUUGGGAUUGGUAAAGUCCAGAUGCUUUAUUACUCUACAUGUAAGUGGUGUGACUGCUCCGUAUACAUCUUACUACCCUGUCAUGCAUGACCUGAAGUGGUCCCUGACAUGAAAUAAUAUCUACUUACCUUUCCCAGGCAUUAUUUAUUUGCUAUACACAUCCAGAAAUAUUUCCCAUGUAUUCUUAUCUGCUCCAGUUGAUUGGAAGACUUUAGAUGUUUAGGUGGGAAAAUCCCUCUUGACAAAAUUUCUCUAUAUAUGUACACAUAUACUCCCUCCGUUUCUGAAACAAGUUCCACAUUUGACUUCACACAUUAUUAAGAAAAUAAAUUUGAGUUUACUGUGGAGUGCACUGUUUGGCACUGUUUGAACAUUGUUUCACACUGUUUGACACUGUUUUGAUGUAGAUAAUUUGCCAAAUAAGGAAAUGUUUGAAAGUGGAACUUAAUUUUGAAUCUGCCCGAAAAGGAAAAAAGUGGAACUUGUUUCAGAAACGGAUGGAGUAUAUAUAUACAUAUACAUACACACACAUAUAUAUAGAGAGAAAGAGAGAGACCCCAAAAAUCUGCGAACAAGUCCUGGUAGAGUCAUCGACAACUCAAUGUGCAUCAUAGCUCAUUGUCGUAAGCUAUCACAGCUCAACACAAAGUCAAUUCCACUCCAACGCCCCCAAUUUGUUUCCUCAACUGUUACUGAAUUUCGAAUCCCACCCAUUGAGCCUUGGUCUUAUUCUGAAAAUCUUACCUACAACCACCUCUUAAAACUAUGCUUGCAUCAAUGCAAGCAAAUCCAAUCCCACCUGAUACACGAUGAAAUGCCGCAAAGAGUGGUGUGUGCUUUGAGCACAUGCAAGACUAUCCAUGGGAAAAGCGUAAGCCAUGGGUUUGCGUCAAAAGGUAAUCUGGGGAAUGCAAUUGUAGAUUUAUAUGCUAAAUGUGGAGAAAUGGAUUUGGCUAUAGGGGCUUUUAUGUGUCUUGAAAGGACGGAUAUUUUUGCAUGGAACUCGAUGGCAUCGAUGUAUUCAAAACAAGGAUUGUUGGAAAAUGUUAUAGACAUAUUUCAACUUAUGUGGAGUAGUGGUGAGUUGCCAAAUCAGUUCACUUAUGCCAUAGUUUUGUCAACUUGUGCUAGGCUGAUGGAUGUUGAGCUGGGAAAACAAGUACAUUGUAGUGUUGUGAAGAGAGGGUAUCAGUUUAAUUCAUUUACUGAAGGUUCUCUGAUUCAUAUGUAUGCAAAAUGCAGAUGUUUGGUGGAUGCUAGAAGGAUUUUUGAUGAUGUGGUGAGGCCUGACACCAUUUCUUGGACGGUGAUGAUUUCUGGUUACUUUAAAGUUGGUUUACAUCAGGAGGGAAUGACGCUUUUUGAGGAGAUGCAGAAACUAGGCUGUGUGCUGGAUCAGGUGACUUAUGUGACAAUCAUCAAUGCAUGUGCCAGACUAGGAAGGCUGGAUGCUGCUCUACGCAUAUUUUCCCAGAUGCCUUAUCCAAAUGUUGUGGCAUGGAAUGUAAUGAUAUCCGGACACACAAAAGCUGGAAAGGAAGUAGUAGCUAUACAAUGUUUUCAUGACAUGGUACAAGUUGGCAUUAAACCCACUCGGUCAACCUUGGGAAGUGUUUUGAGUGCAAUUGCAGGUGAAGCAAAUCUUGUUUAUGGGCUGCAGGUUCAUGCUUUGGCAGUUAAGCAGGGUCUGGAAUCAAAUAUAUAUGUAGGGAGUUCUUUGAUUAACAUGUAUGCGAAGUGUCAAAAAAUGGAAGUUGCAAAAGAAGUGUUUAAUGGAUUGGUCGAAAAAAAUGAUGUAUUGUGGAAUGCAUUGCUUGCUGGGUAUGCCCAGAAUGGUAAUGGUUUUGAAGUCCUAAACCACUUUAUGAAUAUGAGACUCUCUGGGUUUCAACCUGAUGAAUAUACAUACACUAGCAUUUUGAGUGCAUGUGCUUGUUUAGAAGAUAUAGAUAUGGGCCAACAAUUGCAUUCUGUCAUCAUCAAGAAUCAAUUUUUUGGAUCUAACCUAUACAUCGGAAAUGCUUUAGUAGAUAUGUAUGCCAAAUGUGGAGCUCUUGGUGAUGCUUUGCAACAAUUUGAUCGGAUACAAUGUAGAGAUCAUAUAUCAUGGAAUGUUAUUAUUGUUGGGUUUGUACAGGAGGGUGAAGAUGAAACAGGUUUCUAUAUGUUUCAAAAAAUGAUGCUGGAGGGAAUUACCCCAGAUGAGGUCUCUUUGGCUAGUGUACUUAGUGCAUCUGCUAAUAAAAAAGCUCUUGGCAAAGGGAAAGAAGUGCACUGUCUUCUGAUUAAAGUUGGGCUAGAAACAGGUUGUUUUGCUGGAAGUUCACUUGUUGACAUGUACUGCAAGUGUGGUAACAUUGAGGUUGCAACUGAAGUAUUCUCUUGUAUGCGUGAGAGGAGCAUAGUCUCCACAAAUGCUUUGAUAGGAGGCUAUGCUCAGUUGAACACAGAACAUGCCAUUAAUCUGUUGAGAAAUAUGCUUGUUGAAGGUCUAAGACCAUCUGAAGUGACUUUUGCAUGUGUGUUAGAUGCCUGUGGUGACCCUCAUAAGCUACAUCUAGGGCAGCAACUUCACUGUUUCAUUGUAAAACUUGGAAUUUCAUACAGUGAUGAGUUCUUAGCCAUGACUCUGGUUUGCAUGUACAUUAAAUCCCUACGACAGGCAGAUGUGAAACUCCUUUUUUCAGAGUUUCCUGAUCCAAAAAGCACGGUACUCUGGACUGCAAUGAUUUCUAGUAAUAUCCUUGUGGAGUGCACUGAGGAGGGGUUGAUAUGGUAUCAAGAAAUGCGUUUAUGUAAUGCCGUGCCCGACCAAGCAACAUUUGCAAGUGUACUAAAAGCAUGUUCCACCCUUGCUUCUCUUCCAGAUGGUAGCAAGAUCCACUGUCUCAUCUUUCAUACUGGUUUUGACAAGGAUGAGUUGAUAAGCAGUUCUUUAGUUGACAUGUACGCUAAAUGUGGUGAUGUUCAACGUUCAGCACAAGUAUUUGAUGAAAUGGUUAGCAAGAAGGACGUUAUUUCAUGGAACUCACUGAUAGUUGGGUUUGCCAAAAAUGGAUUUGCAGAUGAUGCACUGAAGGUUUUUAGUGAAAUGAAGCAGACUGAUGUACAACCUGAUGAAAUCACUUUCCUAGGUCUUCUCACUGCUUGCAGUCAUGUGGGACUGGUAUCUGAAGGCCGUGCUAUAUAUGACCAGAUGACUUCUUGUUAUGGCAUUCAACCACGACUUGAUCAUUGUGCCUGUAUGAUAGAUAUUCUUGGCAGAUGGGGAUUUCUCAAGGAAGCGGAGGAGUUCAUUGACAGAUUAGACAUUGAGCCUGAUGCUAUGAUAUGGGCCACAUAUCUUGGUGCUUGCAGACUCCAUGGAGAUGGCAUAAGAGGACACCAUGCAUCUGAAAAACUAAUUGAGAUGGAAACUCUAAAUUCAUCUUCUUACAUACUUCUUGCUAAUAUUUAUGCAACAUCAGGGGACUGGGAGAGGGUUAAUUCCUUGAGAAGAAAGAUGAAAGAGAAAGGAGUGAGGAAACCACCUGGCUGCAGUUGGAUAGUAGUUGAGCAGAAAAAACAUAUAUUUGUUGCUGGUGAUAAAUUUCAUCCUUGUGCUGGUGAUGUCUAUGCGCUUUUGGAAGAUUUAAUUGCGCAAAUGAAAGACAGGGGUUAUGGUGGAACAAAAUCUUUUGUGCAUGAUGAAGACGUAGAAUAUGAGCUUUGUCGUUGAUUGCAGGCCAUUUCUAGUAGAGGGUUAACAGAUGCAGCCGUAAUUAUCUAUCUAUAUACAAAAGGAGGUGGAAAGCAGCUCAAUUCUCCCGCUCAAAAAUGUCAAAUCAUGGGUAAAAGCUCGAUCCAACCCAUAUUGAUAGGGUAUUGCCGGUUCGGUUGGCUGUGUCAGUGCGUUAGCGUGUUGUAACGCCAAUACAUUGGGUAAAGCACUAAAGUACGAAGCUUUUAUAACCAAAGGUUAUAACCAAAGGUUAUAAGCAGUGAAUUACUGCUGAAGAAAGAGGGAUGAGAAAGGGUCAGUCUAUUGCCCGAUCUUCAUUUCUAUUUCCCCUGUCCAUUGUAGAUCUACAUCUCAAUCUUCUCGACUGAUAUUUGGCGCUAAUCCAUUAAAAGCGGACCAGAGGCUUAUGGUGGAUGACAAUAGGGCAUUACUUGAGCCGGACUGGGAUUCUCGGUUGUUGUUGGUAGAUCAUCGCUAACAUCUGGGUGUGGUCGGCCCUUUCAGCGUGACCCCAGGGAUGGAGAUAGCAGUUGGCUAUGGAAAUUCCGCAGGGAUAGCCAGCAACGACUCAUUCAUCAUUUGACGCCGGCGACUGGUGAUGUGCCACAUUUGCUACCAGAUCCAGCUAUGGCUGCUUGCGCAUUCGAUGGCGAGUAGACAGGGAUUGUGUCUUAGCGUCAGCGGAACUAUAUAGCUUGGGCCACGCCGGCCAGCCUUAAACUGCAGCUACGGAUUAAUCAAAUGGUCAGAUGUGGUCCUUUCCUGGACUCCUGAGCUUCGAGAAAUUAAACGUUUUAGCAACACCAGGCAAUCAACAUGUUCCAAUCAGAUCCAGAUUUUUGGAAGACCCAGGUGCGGCCUGCUGCAAUAUAGGGGACAACUACUUCAUGCUUUUGAACAGAAUGGCUGGUAGGAGGUGGCGGCUGGCGGUAGCUAUUGUUGGCUGGAGCUUUUGAUCUUGAGAAGCUACGGUGGUCAGCAGAGUGGUGACACCAAGGUGAGUGGAGGUGGCCGGCGAGGCAAGUGGAGGACUGCCAACUUUUGCUUCUCUAGGCUCUGGUUUUGCGGCUUGCAGACUUUAGGAAGAAGAAGACAGAUAAAGUUUCUUCCAAGGAGAUUCUGGUGUCAAGAGUGGUUCUGUUAGCAAUGUUGAUCGCUCUAUACCAAGCAACCAACUUGGUGGAACAGAGGCAGAAAUGAUUAAUUUCUCUGCGAGUAACGUUAAGACCCCAAUUGCAGCUUCAAAGAAAAAGCGGUUAUAACUCUUGAUGUCUCAAUUAAAAGAAACUUAGAGGAUGAAGAAGACAGAUUUUUUUCGAGAUCUGACCUGGGGCUUCAGGUGUCAAGCAUUGGCCAGACUUAUUUGGAUUAGGCUCUUGGAGAUGUAUCCUUGGUACAUAGAGAAGCAUGUGGGGAGUUUAUCAGCAACGUAAAACUAAUUAACAAAAAUGGAUAAUAAGAAGAUUCAAUCUAAGCCAGUUUUUACGAGUAUAUUAUAUGGAUUUCGCAAACUGUUAUUACAUUGCCUUUUGUGAAUGUGCUUAUAAACUAGAUUAGGAAGCUUCGACAACCUCACAUAUAAAUGGUAGCAAUUAUACAAUAAUAUGUUUUACCUACUUUCUUUGUUGUAAUAGAUACUUUGAAGUUUUGAAUAUCAAACAACCAUUCUAGAG
Molecule: messenger RNA, 5884 nt
Organism: Cuscuta europaea
Lineage: Eukaryota; Viridiplantae; Streptophyta; Magnoliopsida; Solanales; Convolvulaceae
Source: the annotation of a GenBank genome assembly